AUGCCGCGUAUUAAUGGCCACGCGCAGUCGUCGACGUCGCAGCGUAAGCGGUAUCUGUGCACGGUGUGCCAAAAGAUGUUUGCUCGGCCUUCGACCCUGGCAACUCACAUGCACUCGCAUACCGGCGAGAAACCCUAUGAGUGCACAUGGGAUAGCUGCGGUAAGCGGUUUUCGGUCAUGAGCAAUCUGCGUCGCCAUCAGCGUAUCCAUGAGCGGCAGAGAGCCAAG
Kickxella alabastrina is the source of this 228-nucleotide messenger RNA. RefSeq lists its product as uncharacterized. The transcript has a single exon. Gene Ontology annotation, biological process: regulation of transcription by RNA polymerase II. The annotation marks the transcript as partial. The record is from RefSeq and is a predicted model, not a curated record. Gene Ontology annotation, cellular component: PcG protein complex; transcription regulator complex. Lineage: Eukaryota; Fungi; Kickxellomycota; Kickxellomycetes; Kickxellales; Kickxellaceae. Gene Ontology annotation, molecular function: RNA polymerase II cis-regulatory region sequence-specific DNA binding; DNA-binding transcription factor activity, RNA polymerase II-specific.